Messenger RNA from Encephalitozoon cuniculi GB-M1, 180 nucleotides. RefSeq names its product 40S ribosomal protein S30. Gene Ontology annotation, molecular function: structural constituent of ribosome. The record is from RefSeq and is marked provisional. Gene Ontology annotation, biological process: translation. NCBI's taxonomy places the organism in Eukaryota, Fungi, Microsporidia, Unikaryonidae. The transcript is spliced from 2 exons. Gene Ontology annotation, cellular component: ribosome. Bases 1 to 180 code for a protein of 59 amino acids.
AUGGCAACUACUACAAUAAACAAGGCAGGCAAAGUUAGGAACCAAACACCGAAGGACCCUGUUGUCGAGAAGGAGAGGAAGAAGUGCGGCCGCUGCAGACAGCGCUUGAAGUUUGAAAAGAGAAGCGAGAUGGGAUACUUCGAUGUGGCCGGAAAGAUGAAGCUGAACCCCCAGUCGUGA